Helobdella robusta is the source of this 2093-nucleotide messenger RNA. RefSeq lists its product as hypothetical. Gene Ontology annotation, molecular function: oxidoreductase activity, acting on metal ions. The transcript is spliced from 16 exons. The record is from RefSeq and is a predicted model, not a curated record. NCBI's taxonomy places the organism in Eukaryota, Metazoa, Annelida, Clitellata, Rhynchobdellida, Glossiphoniidae. Bases 1 to 1731 code for a protein of 576 amino acids.
AUGACCUAUUUACCGUACAAUCUAAUUCAAAUCAGUCUGUUUACGUGCUCUCGUGAGGAAGGAGCAUGGAAACUCAAGAUAAAAUCCGUGAUAGAUGAGGUCUUUCAGGGUUACGUCAUUCAAGCCAGGGAUCACAUGGACCGGCCCGUCGGUACCUUUGACGUCAUCAAUCGGACCACCCUGACGUGCGAUAACGACACGUUAUCACAGAAAGGUAAGCACAAUCACACGGAGCGUGAGUUCACAUGGACGUCAAACAGUGCUGAUUUCAGGGGAUACAUCAUUUUCAAUGCAACGGUUCUACGAAAUGCAACACUGUUCUGGAAGGUUGUAAGCCAUCCAGUUUAUAUUGGGACGCCGGAGUUCAGCGGUCUGGUCAGCAAAGUGAACAACAUCUCAAACGACGUUCAGAAUUACCAAAUUCGGUGGUUUGUGGACCAGGUGGCUGUCCACUUUGAAAUAAGGGCCAAAGUUGAGUUGAACAAAUAUUUCGCAAUAGCUCUGUCGAAAGAUUCAAAAAUGACAGACGACAGUGUGGUGGCUUGCACUCCAAAUGGUGUGAAGAUGAGUUGGAACUUCGUUGAAGAGAAUGAUCUGCAGAACGUCAUACUUAAAAAUCCGACGUACAACCUGCUCCCUGAACUAUCCAACGUCACAUACGUCGACGGAGAGGUCGUCUGCUCAUUUGCAUUGUUCAAAACAGAAUUCCACCGAUACCACAUAACCGCAAGUAGUGGCAAUACCAACAAAGACGUGGAUGGCAGUCGAAGCCGCUUGAUUAAGGACGAAUCCGCCGCAGAUUACGACAAAGUUCUAUUCGCAGGGGACGGCGAGUACUACAUUCUUGUGGCCAGUGGCAGUCAGAGGAAGGGUCAUCUGGGCAACCACGAGUGGGCCACCUCACACGGACCUCUCACUUUUUCCAUGGAAAUAAUAAGUGACGUUGGUCUCGUGGAGAAAUACAACGUUAAAAUUCACGGCGUCCUGAUGGUCAUUGCAUGGACAUUCGCGGCCAGUGUGGCCGUCAUCCUUCCUAGGUACUUCAAAAUUUCGUCCAUCAGAAUCAAAAUCUUUGACAAGCCUUUCUGGUUCUCUUUCCACUUCAUCCUGUUCAUGUCCGCCAUCCUGCUUACCAUCAUUUCUUUCGUCCUCAUCUUCGUUGAGGUCGGCCGCUACUCUAUCGUGCAUGGAAUCGGAGCGGCCCAUCCGGUACUCGGUAUAAUUGUAACGGUUCUCAUUGUCUUCAAUGCAAGUUUCUUCCUUCGUUAUUUUUUAUUUUACUACGUUGGCAAUGAUGUGGCCGUGUUGGCCUUCUUCAGGUGCGACAUACGGAGCAAGAAUCGAUGGCUCUUCGAUUUGUUUCAUUACGUCAUCGGUCAGACGUCAUACUUCAUCGCAUUGAUCACCAUCCUGUUGUCAGUCUUUCUUUCCAAACUCACCCUGCCUUCUUGGUGGCCGUGGGUCGUGUUGGGCCACAUGGGGUGGCAGGCCCUCAUCGAAUUCUUCCUCUAUACCAUCAAGUUCUACAAGGAAAGAGUUAGAACAAUAAACAGACAGAACAAAGAAAAUGAAGAAGGAGAAGCCAAAGAACCAAGAGUUCAAGUUCCGGCCAUUAAACUCGCUACCACCACAACUGCUCUUGGUCCACGUCAUUGGAGUCAUCAUCUUCACCAUCGUCAUCUCAGUCGGCAUCUACGCAGCCAACUGAAUGGAAACAAUCUGCAUACAUAGAUACAAUUUUUUUUGUUAGAUGGUGAUAUAUUUUUAUUAUUUAAUCUGGAAGGCCCAAGCCAAAUAACCCUAGUGACCCCUUCUUCAAGGGCCUGCGUAUGUAUAUGACGCUAAUUUUGUCUGUUGUACCGUCUGGCUAUUUAUUCGAUUAUGUGGAAAAGUUUACCUUUAUUUUGUUUCAUGUAAUUGAAGAGCGAACUUACAAUCCAACGUUUAAUGGUUGGUACCUGGUGUUUAAAUUUCGAUCAUUUUCAUUACUCUUUUAUUAGUAUUUUUAUCAUUGAGAUGAAAUUAUCUUCAUUUUAUUUGAAUGAAUUAAAAGUGGAGCUAUAUAAUAAAAAGUCAUACAAAAUUGAAAAAAA